UUCUGUUGCAUAAACUUUAAGUGAGCCAUUUGGAGAUGUGACCGACUUGGCAUAAACCCGCUGACAAUCACGUGGAUACGCAAAGGCGUGUCAAACGAGGUCACGAUAUAGUUGUUAUGUAAGGCUUAUGAAAGCGGUCAACUUGCUCAAAUACCUCUUACAGCACAUCGCAGACAAAAGCGCGAUGGAUGUGUCUAAAAUUGCAAAGUGUUUGGUGCGAAGUGUUGGCACAAAUGAGAACUAUUCCAUAGAGUCGUUCUAUGAAAAUCACACCUGCGUCAUAACAUUCUUAAGAAGGUUUGGAUGAGCCUUCUGCCGCCUUGGUGCGAAAGAGCUCUCCACACUCAAACCUCAGCUGGAUGCCCAUGGAGUUCGUCUCAUUGGCAUUGGCUUGGAGGAAAUAGGUUUGGAGGACUUCCAGAAGGGGCAGUUUUUUUCUGGUGAACUUUACAUCGAUUUGAAAAAAGAAACAUACAGCAAGAUGGGCUUUAAAAGAAUGAAUGUUCUGAGUCUUUUUCCAGCUCUGCUAUCUAAAGUAGCUCGAACUGCUUUUUCAAAGGCCAAAGUAGAAAAGGUAGGAGGAGAUCUGAAAGGAGAUGGAAUGCAGAAUGGAGGAACCCUUGUAAUUGAGAAAGGUGGCAAAGUUCUGUUGAGCUUCAAGCAAGACAAUCCUGCUGAUCAUGUCAACCCAGCAGAUGUGCUAAAGGCCCUUGGCAUUGAUGAGAGUGUACCUAAUGCAGUGGAUGAAGAAGUUGAUGCAGAAGGUUCAGGCACUGGAUGCAAAGGUGCCUGUGCCUUGCCUAAGAAAGAAGUGAAGUGCACAGGGGAUGUCUGUGAACUGCCAAAGAAGAAAUAAGUAGAUAUAUUUUCUCAACUGCUAAUGCAACCAGUCCAUCUAACAAGUCAGAGAUUCUCCCAGAUUGUGGCAUCAUGAUGACACCCUUCUGAAACUCUUAUCCAGAGAGAAGUGUGUCUGACACAACAGCUAGAAAGCUGUGCCACUAAGUGGAAGAUUCUUGACAUGUUUGGUCAUUAGGUUAAUUUGCAUUUUUAUAUUUUAAAAAGUACUUUUAAUAAGUUUAAUCUAUUACUCUUCAAAACUCUUUGCUAGAUCUUUGCAUUUGUACCAGGUCAAUGAAUAGAAGAGUAGGGUAAUUUUGUUCAGCUACUUUUUGACAGGAGUAUGCAACUAAGUACAGUAUUAAAGUGUGCAUUAAACAGGGUUAUGUCAGAAUCAAAUAAUUACAAUCCAACAUUAACAUAGCAAAAUGGCUUUAGAAUAAUUUAUAGGGGUUUUUUUUUUCUCUUUUUAGUAUUUGAAUGUUUGUUUUUUCUUCAGAAUUGUUUCCACCACACUACUAGGUCAAGGCUAUUGUUUUCAUAAUUUAGAUGUUCAAAGACUUGUGGUUAUGUAUAAAAGAAGAGGAGGGCGAAGCAAAGUUGUGUUGCAUUCAAUAUUAAAGCGUAAUUGUGCUCAAUUUCCUAUUUUGAUUUUUAUUAUGAAUUUGAUUUCUGUUUAAAUUUUGACAUUGAAUUUCUUUGACACCAUUGUCUCUUUGUUGUUAUAGAUAUAUAUAUAAAUGAAGAUCAGCUAAA
This is a messenger RNA of Pomacea canaliculata, 1596 nucleotides long. RefSeq names its product prostamide/prostaglandin F synthase-like. Lineage: Eukaryota; Metazoa; Mollusca; Gastropoda; Architaenioglossa; Ampullariidae. The record is from RefSeq and is a predicted model, not a curated record. The coding region runs from base 482 to 856 and encodes 124 amino acids. The transcript has 7 exons.